AGCUGUUAAGGCGAGGAGUCAGUGAUGGACACAGAACAGGCAGUGGCCGAGGGCUGGUGGUCAGGGAUGCCCGUGAGAGGGCGGCCGAGGUCGCCACGCCCACGUUUGGUGCUGAGGAUCGAUUUAAAUCCGAGUCUGUCGACCUUGUCUCUCGUCGGCGACAACAGGGCUGAAAGGCAUGGGGUCCUGCCGCUAUAGCGCACUUCUUCCUUUUGAAACUGCACUUCUGUGGGGAGUGCGGAAAGCCGAAUAUCGACCAAGCGGAUCUCGGAGCUAAAAAAGGCGGAGAUAGGGCGACUGGGGCUUGUGGUCACCGGAGGCGGGACCUGCGAGCCCACCCCAAGGAGCGCGAGGACCCAGCCAACCCUGCACCCGGCAUCCCCGCCAAGGAGGCAGCAGGAUGUAUCUUUCCUGCCUAGAAACCACGGCCACCUGCCCUCGCAGUCGUGCGCGAGGAGGGAGCCGCGAGGCCUCCUGCGCGCAGCCCCGGAGCCGGGCGGAAGGGAAGGGCCCCCAGCUUUCCUCAGGCCACGCCCGUCCCCGCUCUGCGCAUGCGCCUCUGCAUAGCUCAAUGGGGCCUCGGAACCUGCAGAGGGCGACAGAACCCGCGGCGCCUGCCUUUUACGUCACGCUCCGCUUGCGUGCUGAUUCCGGGUCAGAGGUCGGGCGCAGCUUGGGUCAUGGUGCAGCUCAGACCGCGCGCGUCCCGCGCUCCGGUUUCGGCGUCGGCGAUGGUGGACGAGGGCCAGCCCGCCUCGGAGGAGGAGGCGGAGCACGGCCUGUUGCUCGGGCAGCCGAGCAGCGGCGCGGCUGCCGAGCCGCUGGAGGAAGACGAGGAAGGGGACGAUGAGCUUGACGACGAGGCCCCGGAGGAGCUGACUUUCGCCAGCGCUCAGGCGGAAGCGAAAGAAGAGGAGCGGCGAGUUCGCGAGACCGUGCGCAGGGAUAAAACGCUUCUGAAGGAGAAGAGGAAGCGACGCGAGGAGUUGUUCAUCGAACAGAAGAAAAGAAAACUUCUUCCAGAUACUAUUCUAGAGAAGUUAACUACAGCUUCACAAACUAGUGUGAAGAAAUCACCCGCAAAGUUGAAAGAAGUGAAUUUGCAAAAGAAAAAUGAAGAAUGUGAGAAAGGAAGUGACUCAAAGAAAGCUAAAGAAAAAGUGCAAAAAGUACAGACUGUUGGCCAGAAUAAAAGCUACUUGGCUGUAAGGCUGAAAGACCAAGAUUUGAGAGAUUCAAGGCAAGAAGCGGCCAAAGCCUUCAUACAAAAUUGUUUAUAUGGUCCUGGAACCAACAGAACUACUGUAAACAAGUUCCUGUCUCUUGACAACAAGAGGUUACCGGUGAAAAAGGCCGCAGCCCAGUUUUUGAAUAAUGCUUGGGCAUCCCAGAAAAAACAAAAUGCCAAGAGGUUUAAAAGACGUUGGAUGGUCGUAAAGAUGAAAACUUCUAAGAAGUAAAUCAAAGCUAAAUGAAGAACGAGGACUUUGUAUGUACAGAACUUAUAAAUUUUUAGUUUAGAGCAUUUAAUUUUUCUGAAAAGAUUAAUAAAAGACUUACAAAUCA
This is a messenger RNA of Globicephala melas (long-finned pilot whale), 1566 nucleotides long. RefSeq names its product nucleolar protein 7 (gene NOL7). The record is from RefSeq and is a predicted model, not a curated record. NCBI's taxonomy places the organism in Eukaryota, Metazoa, Chordata, Mammalia, Artiodactyla, Delphinidae. Gene Ontology annotation, molecular function: RNA binding. Gene Ontology annotation, cellular component: nucleolus; nucleus.